GAUUUGCGGUUGUUCGUUUGCAGAAUAAGGUAAAUAAUUCGCUGUUCCUUGUUCCAAGCCUUGUUUCUGUUGGUUUCCGUUUUCCAUCAUGUCCGGCUACACAGAGGAAUAUCUGCGCCAGAAGCUGACCGAGCGGCUAGAGGCAACGCAUGUGGAGGUGAUCGACGAAUCGGACGGUUGCGGUGGCAAGUUUCGCGCGAUCGUCGUUUCAGCACAAUUUCAGGGCAAACCGCUUCUCCAGCGGCACCGCCUCGUGAAUGCUGCCCUCGCCGAGGAGCUGAAGACAAUCCACGCGUUUUCGCAGAAAACGUAUACCCCGGAGCAGUGGGCCAACGAGAGUAAAGACUAACCGCGCGCCUGUGAACCAACCAACCAACGCGAC
This is a messenger RNA of Anopheles bellator, 382 nucleotides long. Its product is annotated as bolA-like protein 2. The transcript is spliced from 3 exons. The coding region runs from base 89 to 349 and encodes 86 amino acids. The record is from RefSeq and is a predicted model, not a curated record. Lineage: Eukaryota; Metazoa; Arthropoda; Insecta; Diptera; Culicidae. Gene Ontology annotation, cellular component: cytosol; nucleus. Gene Ontology annotation, biological process: intracellular iron ion homeostasis. Gene Ontology annotation, molecular function: 2 iron, 2 sulfur cluster binding.